AUGGCUUCACCUUCACCCUCAUCAGCUCCGUCCAAAAUCCGCAUAUCCAAGGUGGCUGGGCGGUACCUGCUCUUCGACCUUGGCGAUGUGAUGCGUCUACGAAGGACUCAUAGCAUGUGCUCUGUCCUCGUUGGAACCAAUCCACAGGCUCCUAAUCAGAACAUGUUCACCGCCUUGCCCCUCGAACUUCUCGAGGAGGAAGCCCGCCUGCUUGUCGAUCGUCAAGAUGCGUAUAUUGUUGAUGAUGCACGUACCCAUCUCGAAUAUCUGUCAGCUCUACCUGAACAGAAACGACGAGCCUAUAUUGAGGCCCACAUGGCUCGUCUUGGCGAGGCACGCGGAAGCCUCGAAGUUGAGAUGUCUGCCCGCGCCAAAGCUGUAAAAGAGGCGAGAGAAUCUGGAGCCCUAGCCGGCAAGGGCAAAAAAGGGAAGCGACGCGCCGAGACCAAGGACAAGCAAGUCCCUGAAGACUCGACCUGUGCACCAUCCCCAGUUCCAUCUGUGGCCGAUCAAGCUUCAGUUCCUACAGAUUCUGUCCCGGAAGUCUCUCUGUUUGAAAGUCCCGUACCCGAAAAGCCAUCGGUGUCUAAAUCCAUCAGUAGAGGAGCACCAGCCGGUGAUGUCGUGUCAGUGGGUAAAAUAUAUCUCACGCCGGGGACUAGCAAGGACCUCUUGCCAAGUGGCUACGUAUCAACAUCAGACAGCUCCAAGAGCUCUGAUGACAAGAAUGACGCGACACUCACCAACUCACCGCCAAGUGCCUGUCCUCUCUACAACUACUUGAACAGUCAGGGAUACUUUAUGACUCCUGGAAUCCGCUUCGGUGGUCAGUACAGCGUGUAUCCUGGCGAUCCUUUCCGCUUCCAUGCCCAUUUCAUCGCAAACAAUUACAGAUGGGACCAGGAUAUUGAUAUGCUGGAAUUAGUCGGUGUCGGUCGUUUGGCCGGAGCCGUGAAAAAGGGUCUUUUGCUGGGGGGCGAGAAGCCUGGACAAGGAGCAGGCGAGCCGGACGGGAGGAACGUUCGCGCUUUUUGCGUAGAGUGGGCUGGAAUGUGA
Molecule: messenger RNA, 1056 nt
Organism: Pyricularia grisea
Lineage: Eukaryota; Fungi; Ascomycota; Sordariomycetes; Magnaporthales; Pyriculariaceae
Exons: 1
Coding region: 1-1056 (351 amino acids)
Biological process (GO): tRNA-type intron splice site recognition and cleavage; tRNA splicing, via endonucleolytic cleavage and ligation
Cellular component (GO): tRNA-intron endonuclease complex
Molecular function (GO): tRNA-intron lyase activity; nucleic acid binding
Source: RefSeq, a predicted model, not a curated record